Molecule: messenger RNA, 3764 nt
Organism: Pantherophis guttatus
Lineage: Eukaryota; Metazoa; Chordata; Lepidosauria; Squamata; Colubridae
Gene: TAFA4
Product: TAFA chemokine like family member 4
Molecular function (GO): receptor ligand activity
Source: RefSeq, a predicted model, not a curated record
GUGGUCUUCUUGCCGGCUUUCCAAACGCAGCCGGUGGCCGCUCGGCUCCUGCUACCGUGUUAGUGGUCGCAGAUUCCGGGUCGUGGUGGAACUUUUUCUUACUGUUUAGAGACCUAUUGCUGUUUCUCUCCUUUUCUCCUUCUGGCUUUCAUUCACUUCUUCUUCUUCUUCUUCUUCCGACGACGAAGACCAGACAAACAAGGAUCUCUUGCAAGCAAGCCCUCCAUUCCCUUCGCCGCUGGGUCGAGCUUUGCUUUUUGUUUUUUUGUUUUUUUAAAAAUCCUGCUCUUUUUCCCAAGCCGCGAGCGAGCUAAGCCAAGUAGUCCAUUUCGGUUCCUCGGCGCCACCGAAGCUUUACCGUUGGUGGGGAGACUAAAAGGCAAGGGCGGCUUUGAAUGGGGUCUCGCGGCUGUUUUGCGCCGGCUGCAUCCUGAGCAUUCCCUCCGAACGCGCUCCAGCCUUCAAGAAUUCACCACCAGGUCAAGAUUUCUGUCAUUCAUCUAUACCAGUGGUGGCGAAUCUUUUAUUCACCGAGUGCCAAACAGGCUUUGGAUGUGCAGGAAAAUUUGGGUGCAGAAAUGCUCGGAUAUAUUUACAAAUGGGAAUCUGCAUUUGUGGCAGAAGGUACCUGCUGCUAAGAUUGCUGACCUGCAAUAAAAACCUGGAAAAACUACCAAGGAUGAGCUCCUGUGCCAAAUCAAUGCUUCCAUCUCAGUGGCUGUUCCUGGCAUAUGUGUUAAUGGUGUGCUGUAAAUUGUUGUCCGCAAGUAGCCAUCCUCCUCGGGGACCGGCAGGCCUCAACCAAGUUAAGCAAGGAACCUGCGAGGUGGUUGCAGUGCAUCGGUGUUGCAACAAGAACAGGAUUGAAGAGCGGUCACAGACAGUCAAAUGCUCUUGCUUCCCAGGCCAGGUUGCAGGCACAACACACGCGCGGCCAUCUUGUGUCGAAGCUGCCAUUGUUAUCCAGAAGUGGUGGUGUCAUAUGGAACCUUGUCUGGAAGGAGAGGAAUGUAAAGUGCUUCCAGAUUACUCAGGUUGGUCAUGCAGCAGUGGAAACAAAAUUAAAACAACCAAGGUGACACGGUAGCACAAAGUAAACAUGUGUCAAAGUUGGAAUAAUGGGGGGUUUACAACCAAAUUUCCCGACUGCUGCACAGAGACAUUUACUUGGCAAGGAAAGUGUCAAGUUUGUACUGUCAACUUUUCAAGUUAGCUGGCAAGAACUGGAACUGCCGUCUUUUUAAUGAUGACAGCACUCUUCAAAACACAAAUUUCUUAUAAAGAACUGUAAAACAGGAACUGUAAGUCCAACCCUUUCAUGUUCAGGAUGAACAAUUGUUAAAAAGGGAAGCCAAAACAUCUAGUGGAGUGUAUCAUCUAGGAUCUGAUUUAUGAUAUUUAAAUACUCAAACUGGUUUCGCAUAACUUGUGGGAAUAAUUAGAUGAAGAAGCAGAAAUAAUUCAGAUGAAUAUGGUAGGAAAGGCAAUUGAAUUAAUGUUUAAAUAUUCACAUCAAUAUAUUUUUAUGUAGGAUUUAACAAGAAUUAAACGAGCUCAUGAAGUAAAACAUUAUGCUCAGUAAAUUGUAGCUUAUGCCAAUCUUUAUAUUCUGUUAACAGUCUGUACAACUUUGUUUCUUUCCAUCUGUACAGUGUUAAAGAGAGUAGAGAGAAUACUUGUUCUACAAGUAGAUAACGUUUACAGCAUCAGACAUGUCCACUCAUUUAUAAAAUAGAAUUGUAAGUACCGUUCUGUUUCACUGCAGCCAGAAACAGAAAGAAAAUGCAAGCAUUGAUUAGAAAUUUCACCCAACUCAAGGAAUAUUGAGGUCUCAGUUCUCACUUUGCUAGUUCCAUAUACAUGUGGAAAUUAAUAAGCUAAGCCACUUAUUUAAAGUCCACAGGCAGUCAAUACAUUUUUAAGUUAAUAAAUGAAAUAAAAUGUAUACAUUGCUGGCAUUUUCAAUUGAUGAUGGUCAUGGACAGAUACACCAUAGACUUCUGGAGUUUAGAAAUCAAACAAAAUGAAAAAGGAACUAUUUUGUUCACAUUUGAAUGUGAAUGACCUGCAUUUACUGGAAAGGAAGAUUACAUUUCCUUAUCCAUCCUCCCACAUCACCAAAACAGAAGAGUCACUUGGGGUAUACACUAAUGAACUAUACUGUACAAAUGUCCAAUAUACAAUAUGCAAAAAUUCAAUCUAUCAAAGAAUUCUUUUUUGCAAAAGCUCUGCAUUAAUCAACAUUGCAAACCAAAGUGUAUACAUAUGAAGAAGUGCACCAAACUUUAUAUACGGUGAUGCAAACCUGGAAGAAAAAAAUCAGGUUCAACAAACUGAACUUGAUAGAUUUGUCCAUCCAUACUGUAUAUUCCACAUGCAGAAUUAAAACUCAUGAUAACAUCUAUAAACUCACAUAGAGUAUCAGCGUACUGUAUAACAACGCAUCUAGCCCUCUGUCUUUCAUAUAUAAUAUUAUGACCUUUCAAUUGGAUGUCCAUAUCAAUGCACCAAAAGGUACAGGAAAAUCUUUGGAAUGGGGAGUGCCCAUGUAUGUUUUAGUUGCCUGUAUUGGUGCUUAACUACGUUUAAUCUGAUUUCUGAUCUUGUGAGCUGAGUCGGGGUAAUGUCCUUCAUGGUGCCAAUGAAGCAAACUGGAAAAUGUUGAUUGUAAGACACAGAGCAUCUGGGGAUUUUGGAUUAAACUGCCAAUAUUUUACCUAGAAUUAUACAGUAGGUGAAGAGAAAAUCUUCUUUUGCUUGGCUUUUGCUUGCUGUAUACCACUUAUUUAGAAGUAUACUUAUGUCCUAUAAACAAUGUUCUAGGUAGAAGAAAUACCUCCUCUUUCAGUUAGUUGCUAUUUAUGAUAAUUAAAUAUGCAGUUCUUUAGGAGGCUACAUUUUCUAGUUUGUAUGAUUUCUUAACAUGUAACUAUUUCUUAUUACUUUAAUUGUAUUUCAUUCCAGGUCUCAUCUUUCCCCCAAGGUUUGCCUUUGUUUUGUUUCAGCUUAUACAAAAGAAAAUCCACUUUUAGUCUUGUCCCAGAUGUAUCAACUUUACUUUGAAAUACAUUAAAAUAUGUUUCAAUGUAGCCAUCUCUGUAUCUUUCCCUACAAAUUUACCAUAAGUGAGGCCGUCAUUGCUGUAUUUUAUGUAUUUUUUUCCUGCGUUGACAUACAACUAAUUUUUAUAGAUUCAGAAAUGCCAAAAACAUGGUGGAUGUUGCACUAAUGUGUCCACUUGGGUGUGAGAAUUUUCUUGUAACAGUGUGAAGUUGUUUAGAAUUAAUAAGCAUUGCUUGGAUUUUAUUUUGUGAGAAACAUUUUGAGAUACUCAUACAUCAUUCCAAAAUCUUCACAGAACUCCUUUUUUUAUUAUUAGGAUAACAGCUCUCCAUUUUUGCUUCAGAGUUUUAAUUUUAAUAACUGGUUAGAGUUAGUUAAUGGGGCAGGUGUUCCCCCCACACAAAUAUUUGGAAAAUUACUUGAUUCCAUCCUUGGAGACAAAUAAUGGAUGCUCAAAAACAGCUUUUCCCAUUAUUUAGUCACUCAAUGUAUUGGGACUUAAUAAUAAUGGUCAUGUAGUGGGAGGGGUGCUCUGAUUGCUACAAAAUGGCAGCCAUAGUGAGCAAAGCCUUACCAGUAGAUUGAGGUUGCCGUACCUUUUAUGCGUUCAUCCUUUGGGCCCUCUAUAAUAUCAAAUUACCCUUUAUCUUUUCUCUGGACAGAUGAACAUGUUCCCAAUAAAGAAUGAAGAUGAAACAGCA